CCUACCGCUACGUUAGUACAUUGAAACAUGUGAUUAUAAUAUUUCUAAUAAUUUAUAUUAAUAUUUAAAUAAGAAAGUAUAUUAAUAUGUUUGUGAAAAUAACUUGAAUUAAUGUUACAUUGAUGUAUUAAUUGAUUCUAUCACUUAUUGACAAGAUUCUUUCAUUUUUGCAUCAAAUCGUUUGAAAAACAUAUUUUAAAAAUAAGCCUUGGAAUAAUAUAUGCAUAAAUAUAUAAAAACAAUAUUUUUGUGAAGCACAAAAAAUAUAAUACAGCAUUUUGUAACAAAUGGAUUUUUUUAAGUCAUUCAUAAAAUAUGAUCUUGAUGCAAAAGUGGGAUUUGUAAUUUGUACCAUUGCUGGUUAUUGUUUAUAUAAAUUAAUAAUGAAUCAGAUAUCUAAAAAAUCUGUAUCAGAUGAUGAUUGUAUUGCAUAUAAAGAGUUAAAUGAUAAUCAAGAUUGUAAAUUAGUAUUAGUUGUAAGAAAUGAUUUAAAAAUGGGUAAAGGAAAAAUUGUAGCCCAAUGUGCACAUGCAGCUGUAGCAGCGUAUAGAAUUGCUCUAAAGUACCCUCCUAUUCUAAAAGCUUGGGAAAAUUCUGGUCAAGUAAAAGUUACUGUCAAGGUGAAUAAUGAAGAUGAACUAAGAGCAAUAGCGAAAGCAGCCAGAGAUGUUGGUCUAAUAACAAAUGUAAUACAAGAUGCAGGACGCACACAAGUAGCUCCAGGAAGUAGAACUGUAUGUGGAGUGGGCCCUGGGCCAGCGCGAUUGGUAAACUUAGUAACUGGGCAUUUGAAACUUUAUUAGCAUCUUUUAAAAAAAUUCUGUUUUUUUAUUAUUGAAAUGAAUUUGUAUUAAAAAACAUUCCUUUCCAAUCUUUGGAAAGUUUGAUUAUUAAUGAUUUAAAUAAAUUUCUAUAACAAAAUUUAUUUAUGUAAAAUACUGAAAAAAAACUAAAGCAUAAAAUAGCUUAACUCUUCCAUAAUACACAAUCGUUGAUCGAAAACAAUUUUACUACACCAAAAAAAAAAAAAAGAAAAAAAAAACAA
Molecule: messenger RNA, 1045 nt
Organism: Vespula vulgaris
Lineage: Eukaryota; Metazoa; Arthropoda; Insecta; Hymenoptera; Vespidae
Product: peptidyl-tRNA hydrolase 2, mitochondrial-like
Exons: 4
Coding region: 288-803 (171 amino acids)
Cellular component (GO): mitochondrion; cytosol
Molecular function (GO): peptidyl-tRNA hydrolase activity
Source: RefSeq, a predicted model, not a curated record